AUGACAGAGCUGGCAGAAACCUACGCUUGCGUUCCCUCCACCGAACGAGGCAGAGGUAUUCUAACCUCCGGUCAUCCUAAAACCAAUAAAAUCCUCUACACAAACAACCGAUCCAUUCUCAUCCUCAACCUUGACAACCCACUUGACGUCUCCGUCUAUGGCGAGCAUGGGUACCAAGCCACCGUCGCACGAUACUCUCCAAAUGGCGAGUGGAUCGCCUCUGCUGAUGUAUCUGGGACUGUCAGGAUCUGGGGUGCUUACAAUGAUCAUGUGUUGAAAAAAGAAUUUAAAGUACUCACCGGUCGGAUAGAUGAUCUUCAGUGGUCCCCUGAUGGGUUGAGGAUCGUUGCAUCUGGGGAUGGAAAAGGGAAAUCUCUUGUUCGUGCUUUUAUGUGGGAUUCAGGGACUAAUGUGGGGGAAUUUGAUGGGCAUUCGAGGCGAGUUUUGAGUUGUGCAUUUAAGCCAACUAGACCAUUUCGAAUUGUGACAUGUGGAGAGGAUUUCUUGGUUAAUUUCUAUGAAGGACCGCCAUUUAAAUUCAAGUCAUCUCACAGGGAUCAUUCAAAUUUUGUCAAUUGUAUACGGUAUUCUCCGGAUGGUAGCAAGUUUAUCAGUGUAAGUUCUGAUAAGAAAGGCAUACUGUUUGACGGAAAGACGGGAGAGAAGAUUGGAGAGUUGUCAUCUGAGGAUGGUCAUAAGGGCAGUAUUUAUGCAGUUAGUUGGAGUCCUGAUAGUAAACAGGUGCUGACAGUAUCUGCCGACAAGUCUGCAAAAGUGUGGGAGAUCUGUGAUGAUGGUAGUGGAAAGUUGACGAAAACUUUGACUUCUUCUGACUCAGGUGGAGUGGAUGAUAUGCUAGUUGGUUGCCUUUGGCAGAAUGAUCAUCUUGUCACUGUUUCUCUUGGUGGCACAGUUAGCAUUUUCUCAGCUGGUGAUCUUGAUAAAAUUCCAUUGCAAAUAUCUGGUCAUAUGAAGAAUGUUACUUCCUUAUCCGUGCUUAAAAAUGUCCCAAAGACUAUCCUGUCCAGCAGCUAUGAUGGUUUGAUAGUUAAAUGGAUUCAAGGCAUUGGAUACAGCAGUAAAUUGCGGAGGAAGGAGAAUUCUCAAAUUAAAUGUUUUGCUGCUGCUGAAGAGGAAAUCAUCACAUCUGGUUUUGAUAAUAAGAUAUGGAGGGUUCGUUUUCUUGGUGAUCAAUGUGGAGAUGCAGAUUCCAUUGACAUUGGCAACCAACCACAGGACAUAAGUCUUGCUCAUCUCUGCUCUGAGCUUGCUUUGGUCGCAAUUGAUUCAGGUGUUGUCAUGCUUCGUGGUACAAAAGUAGUGUCAACCAUGAAUCUUGGCUUUGCUGUGAGAGCAUCUGCAAUUGCACCUGAUGGAAGUGAAGCAAUCAUAGGUGGGCAGGAUGGGAAAUUGCACAUAUAUUCUGUCACAGGUGAUACACUAACAGAAGAAGCAGUCCUUGAGAAACAUCGUGGUGCUGUCAGUGUCAUCCGAUACUCUCCAGAUGUUUCAAUGUUUGCGUCUGGUGAUUUAAAUAGGGAAGCUGUAGUUUGGGAUCGUGUCUCCCGAGAGGUGAAGCUUAAAAACAUGUUGUACCACACUGCCCGCAUAAACUGCCUUGCUUGGUCUCCUGACAGCAGCAUGGUUGCUACUGGAUCGCUUGACACCUGUGUCAUCAUAUAUGAAAUCGACAAGCCAGCAUCUAGUCGGAUGACCAUCAAGGGAGCUCACUUGGGUGGAGUUUAUGGACUAGCUUUUACUGAUGAUCAUAGUGUGGUAAGUUCUGGUGAGGAUGCUUGUGUUCGUGUUUGGAAGUUCGGCAUGGAACGAGAUCAAUCACCCAUGAUAUCUUCACUUGUGGGUUUCCAUGUCUGCUACACGAAAAUCAAUGUAGACAGCUUGACUGAUCAGAAGGAUAAGUUGGAGCUGAAUGAGUGGAUAAGCUCCGAAUGCAGGACAGACCAGCUCUUGAUCUUUAGUUUUAUGGACCAGGGUUACAUCCAAAUCUCACGGGUGUAG
This is a messenger RNA of Dovyalis caffra, 2019 nucleotides long. The record is from the annotation of a GenBank genome assembly. NCBI's taxonomy places the organism in Eukaryota, Viridiplantae, Streptophyta, Magnoliopsida, Malpighiales, Salicaceae.